This is a messenger RNA of Sorghum bicolor (sorghum), 2030 nucleotides long. Its product is annotated as protein NRT1/ PTR FAMILY 8.3. Gene Ontology annotation, molecular function: transmembrane transporter activity. Gene Ontology annotation, cellular component: membrane. The coding region runs from base 150 to 1889 and encodes 579 amino acids. The transcript is spliced from 5 exons. NCBI's taxonomy places the organism in Eukaryota, Viridiplantae, Streptophyta, Magnoliopsida, Poales, Poaceae. Gene Ontology annotation, biological process: transmembrane transport. The record is from RefSeq and is a predicted model, not a curated record.
CGAUCUGCUCUUUUGAGCAUCAAGUUGUCUCUUCUUGAUAUUUUCUGUUCUUUUUUUCUCUCCUCUCACACCGUACAGUGUAUAAAAGAAACUGCAUCCCGCGAUGGUAGGUUUGUGUGAGAGAGAGAGGACUAGACACAGCCACAGGCAUGAAGGGUGGCUCCAUCAGCGACGAAGAACAUGGUGGUCUUGUUCCUCUUCAUGGCAAGUUUUCACAGGACUAUGCACCAUAUAUUUGCAAUGGAUCUGUUGAUAUCAGAGGUAAUCCAGCAUCGACAAUCCAUACUGGAAAAUGGAGAGCCUGCUACUCAAUUCUAGUUGCAGAAUUUUGUGGUUCUUUGGCGUACUAUGGAGUUGGAACAAACCUGGUCAGUUACCUGUCCAAUGUGCAGCAGCAAAGCAAUAUUGAUGCGGCGAGCAAUAUUGCCUUCUGGCAGGGCACCAGCUACCUUUGUUCCCUUCUUGGAGCAUUCUUGGCAGAUUCAUAUUGGGGAAGACACCGAACAAUUGUGAUUUCCCUGUCAACCUUUACAUGUGGAUUGAUGUUACUGACACUUUCUGCAAUUGUUCCUGCAAACAUUCUUACAGUGGUGACCUCCCCUCAGGAUGCCUUGGCUUUCCUGGGCCUAUUCCUGACAGCUCUGGGCUUAGGUGGCAUCUGGCCUUGUGUUCCCACAUUUGGAGCUGAUCAAUUCAAUGAUACCGAUGGGGAAGAGAAGGAGCAGAAGGAGAUCUACUACAACUGGUACUACGUUUCUGUCAAUGGUGGUUUCCUCUUCGCGAGCACAGUCCUUGUUUGGGUUCAGGACAAUUAUGGCUGGGGAUUGGGUUUUGGGAUUCCUACUGUGUUUUCAGCAGUUGGAGUUGCUGGGUUUCUUGCCUGCAUGAAGCUGUACAGGUAUCAGAAACCAGGUGGAAGCGCACUAACUAGGAUAUGCCAGGUCGUGGUGGCGGCCACUCGCAAGGUCAACGUAGAUCUGCCAACAGACAGCUCUCUUCUGUAUGAAAUGCCAGGGAAGGAGUCAGUAAUUGUGGGGAGUAGGAAGCUAAUGCACACUGAUGGACUAAGGUUUUUGGACCGAGCUGCCACCAUCACAACCGCGGAAGAGAAGUUUCUUGACACACCUAAUCCAUGGAAGCUUUGUACGGUGACGCAAGUGGAGGAGCUCAAGAUUUUGGCAAGAAUGCUUCCUGUAUUUCUAGCUGCCAUGAUCUUCAACACAGCCGAAGCUCUAUUCCCACUGUUCAUUGAACAGGGACAGGUCAUGGACAACCACAUACAUAGUUUCUCAAUACCUCCUGCCUCUCUCACGACCUUCAACUGCCUCUGCAUUGUCAUCUUGGCCCCAGCGUACAACAAGGUUCUCAUGCCUAUUGCGAGCAGGAUCACUGGUGUGAAGCGAGGACUGUCGGAGCUGCAACGAAUCGGCGUGGGUAUGGCUUUCGCUGUGCUAUCGCUGGUUUCAGCAGCGAUAGUUGAGAUGGCGCGUCUUGACAUGGCAAAGAAGACAGGCCUGGUGCACCAGAGCACUGCGGUCCCAAUGAAUAUCUUGUGGCAGGCACCACAGUACAUCUUGGUAGGGGUCGCAAAGGUGUUCAGUGUGGUGGGUUUCAUCGAAUUUGCAUAUGAACAGUCACCAGAUGCCAUGAGAAGCUGCUGCCAGGCUUGCGCUCUCGUCAUGGUUAGCCUUGGGAGCUACCUUGUGUCUGUCAUGUUAAAGAUGAUCGAUUCAGUGACAGAGGGGAUAUGGGGCCAUGGUUGGAUCCCCGAGAACCUCAACCAAGGGCGACUUGAUCUGUUUUUCUGGUUGAUGGCAGGACUGCAACUGCUAAACCUUCUUGGAUUUGCUUACUGUGCCAUGAGGUACAAGAACAAACUAGCUGGAUGAGUUUAUUAUUCUCAACUAGUUUAUCUGUGCUUGGGAGCCCUUAUGUAAUACUACUCAAGUAUCAUAUUAAGGCCUGUGACGUAGAGGGUCAGCAGAAGCGUCAAAAUUAGCAAGCUAAUAACUCACGAGAAUUUUACCAAA